GGUUUUGUAGGCUUGGCAUGUUGUUAUUCAAUAUUCACAACACAAUGCUGGCGUAAAUGUGAAUUUGUUUACUUUUAUUUUAAUAAUACAGAAUUUACAAUGUACUAAAUAUAUUUUUGUGUCCUUUUUGCCUUUUAAGAUGUCAGAAGUGGACCCGAUCCAAGUGGAAAAGUCUGCCAAAAGGAAAAAAUCCGGCCUCAAUAAAAAUGAAGAAUCAGAGUUGGAAAGUUUGGAGAAACUCCUUCUAGGAAGAGGAAAGAACGUUCUAGAUAAUGCAACUGUUGAAGAUGCUGGCAGUCGCAAAAAAAUCAAGAAAGCAUUCAAACCUGCUUGGGAAGACCCUGACGAUUCCAGUCUAAAUGUAAAUGAUGCACUCUCAGCACAAGGUAGACCCAAAAUGGGUGUUCCUGGUAAACCUUCAGACCAAUACCAGACAGUGCUGAAGAAAAGAUUUGAAACACGUAUUGGCAACCCUGAGUGGGCUAGAUUAGACAGACAAGUAGAAAAUGAAGAUGAGGAAGAACUGCUAAAGCGAUGUGGAAACUUUAUUGAAAAGCAGCCUGGUGCGUUGACUAAAGGUUCGCUUGAUAUAAAGAAACUGCAGAAUCUCAACAAAUCCACAGGCAGAGAAGGACCUUUUAUCAACUCUCUACAGUUCCAUCAGACGUCAACUGUAGCCCUGGUGGCUGGAAGUGGAAGCAUCGCUUCUAUAUUCCAGGUUGACGGCUUGACCAACCCCCACUUGCAGUCCGUCAAGUUUGACAGGUUCCCAGUGAGAUGUGCCAGGUUUUCCCAGGAUGGUUCACAGUUCAUCGUAGGCUCCCAACACCACAGCCACUACUUUGUGUACGACAUGAUGGAGGGUCGCACCAUCCGGGUGCCGACUCAUCACACCACCGAGCAGACCAACAUGAAGAAGUUCGAGGUGUCGCCAGAUGGCAGGUUGAUCGCAGUGUGUGGCAGGUUUGGUAAUAUCCAUCUGCUACACGCCCGCACCAAGGAGUGGAUCGGGGCUCUCAAGAUGAACGGAGAAGUGACAGCGAUCUGCUUCAGCCCUAGCGGAGAUCAGCUGUGGUCACAUGGAGACUCAGGUGAAGUUUACGUGUGGGAUACAGCUAGUCGCAAAUGUCUCCAUCGAUUUACAGACGAAGGGUGUAUACACGGGACCAGCAUAGCUAUCUCUCCCAGCAACCAGCUGGUGGCUUGUGGCAGCAGGUCAGGAGUGGUAAACGUGUAUGAAGCACAGUCAGUUCUGAAGUCUUCCACUCCGCAGCCAGCCAAGGCCUUGCUGCAUCUCGUCACCUCUGCAACAUUUGUUAAGUUCAAUCCCACCAGCCAGAUCCUGACUAUGGCUUCUGAUGAUAAGGAGGGAGCUCUUAAACUGGUCCACAUGCCAUCAAUGACGGUGUUCAGCAACUUUCCUGCCAAGGACAGUUUCUUGGGUCGGGUCAACUGUCUCGACUUCUCCCCCGGGAGUGGAUACAUGGCUGCAGGCAACAGUCAGCACACUGCUCAACUAUAUAGAUUAAAACACUUUGGAAACUACUGAAAUAUAAAAACUAGAUGUACAUUUUUA
Macrosteles quadrilineatus (aster leafhopper) is the source of this 1576-nucleotide messenger RNA. RefSeq names its product U3 small nucleolar RNA-associated protein 18 homolog (gene wcd). The record is from RefSeq and is a predicted model, not a curated record. Gene Ontology annotation, molecular function: protein binding. NCBI's taxonomy places the organism in Eukaryota, Metazoa, Arthropoda, Insecta, Hemiptera, Cicadellidae. Gene Ontology annotation, biological process: rRNA processing. Bases 140 to 1549 code for a protein of 469 amino acids. Gene Ontology annotation, cellular component: Pwp2p-containing subcomplex of 90S preribosome; small-subunit processome. The transcript is spliced from 10 exons.